Messenger RNA from Chara braunii, 4215 nucleotides. Lineage: Eukaryota; Viridiplantae; Streptophyta; Charophyceae; Charales; Characeae. The record is from the annotation of a GenBank genome assembly.
GUAUAAUGUUGAAUAAGAUGAUAUACUUGUUUUCUUUUGCCAGGGAACUUAAAAAGAAAAGGGUGUCAAGAUGUCUGAGACUGGCGGCGCAUCAGUUGUUCCCAAGAAGGGCCUGACACUCGAUGACCUCAUCGUGGUCAUCGACCGACACGAAGGGAACCCAAGCAACAUCCCAAAGGUCGAUACUUUUCAUUUCUGUGGGAUGAGAGUCUCAGAAUGGCUAGAGCGGGUGGAACAAGCUUUGGUCGGGCGGCCGGAUGUUGUAAAGUUUCAACGCAUCCUUCAGUAUGUCCUCCACAACUACCAUCAGGAGGUGAAGAAAGUCAUAGAUGCGGCUCAAGGUAGCUGGGAGAGGUUGAAGGAGGGGAUGCAGAGGAAAUACCGCCUGGGAGACGAGUUGUUGACUACCACGGACCUUGAAGCGAUGAACAAAGAGGAUUUUACGACUAUAGGGGCCUUUGUUCAAGAAUUUAAGAAGAGGGCGCGGAAGGUCCAUGGGAUUUCGGAGGAAGCACAGUGCGCCAUCUUCCUGGGGCUACUCACAGCAUCGGAAGCCGUCGAAUUGACGAGACAUGGAGGAGGUAGCACUAAGCUCACGUGGGCCACCAUUGACAGAGAGGUGGAAGUUGGGUGCUUGGACCAGGUGGAACAACGUCAGGCAGCGCGAACGAGGAAUCAAGCCAAGACCAGUACCAGCCAAGAGCCUCCAAUGGGGGAACACGAACCAGGGAGAAGGAAGGAGGCUGUGGAAGUAGAGGACGACGAUGACGAAGAGGAAGAGGACGAGAGGCUGCGCAGAGAAGAGGAUCAGAGAGCGGAGCAGGGGGCAAGGAAAAAGGGGAUCAGGGGAGAGGCCGAACCGGUCAUACAGGACGGACCGCCCAAAAAGAAGAAAUACACGGUCCGGUUGGAAGAAGGAUUUGACGUAGAGAAGGUGAUUGACCGGCUGCUGGAAGGGCAUAAUGACCUCAUGACCCUUAAGGAAAUCCUAGCGUCAGCCCCGCGACUCCGCGAUGAACUGAAGGGGAGCUUAUCACGGCGUCUGGUGCCCAAUGUAAAUUUGGGUACGAUCUUGCCCAAGGAGGCAGAGUGGGCAGAGUCAGGUACGAAGAUGGACUGGAAGUGCGUAGCCUGCGGUACGGUGGAUUUGAUGGUGAAGGGUUCCAAGUGCGCAGCAAUGGUGGACACCGGGGCAGAGAUGAACAUUAUUCGGGAGGCGGACGCGAUCAGAUUCGGGCUGGAUAUAGACCGUUCUGACUGCGGUAUUCUGCAUGGAGUCAGCUGUAAGGCCAUGUUUUGUGGGACAGCCUCGAAUGUGCUCGUCGAGGUUGGAAAGGUGAAGGAAGGGGAGGCAGUGGAGAAUACGCCCCCAGUUGAUGGAUUUCUGGAUCAGGAAGAAGAUGUUCGUCUUCAUAUCAACAAAUGGUCGCCGCGAGUGCCUAGCUGUGUAGGCUAUCCUAUCUGGCAAGCACCGAAGGGGUAUGAAAUGAGGAAUGAGUUAGUCCUUAAACCCUUUAAAGAAGAGGAUCACUGGGGCGGUAAGGAUGUUCAGUGGAUGAUGGAAUUAGCGCUGGCCAGCUCGCAUAGCCUGGUGGAGGAUAUAAGGACGAUUGAGGAAGGACCUGGCAAGGUAGAACGGCAUGAGGACCUGAUGGGAGGAAUGUAUCUCCUCGUCAAUACGUUAUUGCAGGAAAGCCUAGACCAGUCAGGCUCGUUGAACCCGGCAGGGAAUGUGGACGAAAUACCCGAGAGCCAGGACGACGAGUUCGAAGAAGGGAAAAUUAAGGAGGUUUUUCGUGCAGAGGAGUACGACGGGAUCUACCUAGAGCUGGGGCUUCUUCUAUCAUGUGAAAUGCGGCUAAGAGAUGCGAGCGAUAGGGCUCUAAGGAUGCUGCAACGCUACUUAGUGCGAGACGGUCAUCUUUUCUUGAGAAGGGAAGUGGGGAAUCCCAGGAGGGUCGUCUGCGGUAGGAUUCGUCAGAUCGACGUCGUAGCAGCACUACACGAUGGCAUUGCAGGAGGGCAUCGAGGGGUACAAGCCACGUAUGCCAAGAUAAGUGAGYUGUACUACUGGGAUGGAAUGAUGGACAUGGUCGAAAAAUUUUGUCGAUCUUGUGUACCCUGCCAGGAGAGAUCCUGUUUAAGGCAGGGAGAGCCGCUGCAUCCAAGGUUAGAGCGAGAGGUAGGGGCCGUAGUGCAUCUCGAUCUGCUUUUCAUACCACUUGGGGAUCUAGGCUAUAACUAUAUCUUCGACGAGCACGAUAACCUGUCUGGGUUCGUAGACGGGCGAGUUAUUCGCACAAAGACCGGGUCAGUCCUGGUGAGCUGCAUCGAGGAGUACUACCUGCGUUAUCCAUUCGUCAGGGAAUUCGUAAUGGACAGGGGAUCAGAGUUUACCUAUCAGGAGGUGCAAGAACUGUUAGCAAGAUAUGAUAUUUCUCGGUGGAGGGCGUCGCUUCAGGGUGAGGGGCAUGGAGAGCAGGCAAAGGAGGUGCUACGAGAGGAAUUACUACAGGAAGAGGUCCGGGGUAUUCAGCGAGAGAGAGGGCUGGGCGAUGAGGGGAGACGUGCAGAGAAGGAAGUGAUAGAGGUUGGAGAGGACACGCCCCCACAGACGCCAGCAGUGGGUUUGAGACUCGGGGAUGCACCAGGGAGCACCUGGCAGGCAAAUGAGGGGUUGCAGAGAGAGGAGACCCCUUUACCUUCGUCAGAAAAGGCUCCUUCGGCAGAAGGGAGGGCAGAAAGGAGGAGAGAGAGGACAGUUGUAAGGAGAGACUCUUUGAUCCUGAUUGAUAGGCACCUAGCAGCUCAUGCCCUGGAGCACCCAGACCUGGAGGAGCCAACACCUGCAGAGCCACGCCAGGAGUCAUGUCAGCCCGAGAAGGAGAUGGAAGCAGAAAUCCCAAAGAGGGUCGACCUCCGCACGAGGGAAAGGGUGUCAGCUGGAGAGACGGCCGAAGAAAAGAGGGCAAGACGAACCAGACGGAUAGAUGAGAUAUGGCAGGAGAGGCAGAGGUUGGAGGCAGCAGGGGAGCUCUUGGAGCAGCGGCAGGAGAGGCAGAGAUCGGAGGCAGCAGGAGCACUGUCGGGUCAGCCGCCCAGCGCGCCAGCCAAGGCCCCGGAAAUUCCUGAAAUGUGGAGAGACUUCUGGGAGCAGAGAGGAGAGGAGUUUCUAUCGCCAGUCAGAGCCAGGUUUGGGGUGGUCAGGAAGGCGGAAGAAAGGUUAGAUCGUAAAAUCAAGUUCCUGGCCAAGACCACUUUUGACCGGCACUUGUUAUUGGAGGGCGAUCUGGCGGGGAAGAAAAUGAAGGAAGCCAGCCAUGGAGAGCCGCUUAUGGGGAGAGUUAUCUUGGAGCCAGAGGAGGCGAGAGCCCAGAGACAGGCAGAGAGAGAGGCGUUCGAGUUUAGAGCCCCUACUGAGCUCGCGGCGCUGCCGGUGGCGGCGGCAGUCCCAGUCGUACGUUUGGCAGUAGAGGAGGGGCUGCCACCAUCUAGCAGUGAGCCGGCUCAGGGCUCGGCAGAGGGAUCCAUGGGCGUGCUCCUUGAGGCGGUGCAUACUAUGCAGGAGGAGGUGAGUUUGUUUUCACCUGAGCAGAGGAUAGAGGAGCCUCUUGAAAGAGAGAUGGGGAUUGAAGAGGAGGGUGCCAUCGAGGGCAGACUCCAGAGGAUAGGCACACCUGAGUAUGGACCAGAGGAGAUUGAGGAGCAGCCCACGGCAGUGCCAGGGGCGGCACUCGAGAGGAGGCCUCAGAGGUUGGACACGCCCGRGUACGUUCCAGCGACAKAGGAUUUGAGAGGCAGACUAGGAUUUUGGGCUACUGGAUCUGGGUCUGGUGGACCAGUUCCGGGGACAGAGCGGCAGGAAGUCGUUGGUACUGCAGCUCCUCAAGCAGAACAGCAGGGGGUUAUCAGUACCUUGGCAGGAUCUCCUUCAUCACCACCUCCUCAGCCCAGGAAGAAGAAGUUCAAGAGGAAGUUUGAUCAACUAUGUUUCUACUGUAAGAGGAGCGCGCAUCAUGCUUUGGAUUGUCUCGAGUCUCUUGAGGAUAAGGCAGCAAGGAAGAUCUCAGAGGUAGGGGGUAAAAUGUAUGAUAGACAGGGUAGGAUAGUAGAGAAGUCCGCAGAUGGACUUAGAGCUCAGUUAUAUAGGCAAAAUCAGGAGGAGUUGAGGAGGUAGGGCCGACUUUGUCUAUAUAAGCAAGCGAGCAUUUUGUG